Molecule: messenger RNA, 177 nt
Organism: Plasmopara halstedii
Lineage: Eukaryota; Oomycota; Peronosporomycetes; Peronosporales; Peronosporaceae
Exons: 2
Coding region: 1-177 (58 amino acids)
Source: RefSeq, a predicted model, not a curated record
AUGCAAUAUCAGAGUGAUGUCACUAGAAAAAACAAAAUGUUUGUCAAAACGACUUCACGCAGUCUAUUGAAGAAAUACAUCGUCAGCGGUGAAGAUAUCCGGGUCACCUAUCUUAUUCCACUGGAUAGCGCUGACGUGACUCUAUACAUUGAUGACGAUCACAAUUUCUGUCCAUAA